This is a messenger RNA of Leptinotarsa decemlineata (Colorado potato beetle), 567 nucleotides long. RefSeq lists its product as uncharacterized. The record is from RefSeq and is a predicted model, not a curated record. Lineage: Eukaryota; Metazoa; Arthropoda; Insecta; Coleoptera; Chrysomelidae.
AUUUCCAAUGUACAUCACAGUCCAGGGAAUAACCCGUUCGAUGGUAGGUAUAUAAUAAAUCUCUGAGUAGAGGAUUCAUUUUAGAAGAGGUGAAUCAUGAAGUGCAUUGCAGUUUUCGUUGUUGUCAUCCUGGCUUUGGCCCAUGCUAGUGAGAGUGAUAGAGAGGAAGCAGAGAGGUACCACCUAGAAUGUCAAAAGGAUCCUGCCUCAAGGAUAGGUGAGGGGGCCGGUCCAAACUCCUUUGCCGCCCACACUCUCUGCGUAGGAGUCAAAAUGGGAACAUUCAAACCCAACGGAGACGUGGACGUAGAAGGACUCAGAAAGUUCCUGAUUCGCACCGGUGUAGACCCACUCAAAAUUGAUCGAAUCGUACACGAGUGCAGUAAAAGAAAUGGUGUUACUGCUGUAGAAGCCGCAAUGGGUAUGAUGGGAUGCCUUGCGAAGUGGACGGCAACAUAAUGAGAAUAUCACCUGUUACAGUCUUGGAAAUAAUGCGCAUAGUAUUUUUCUAAUAGCUAUCAUAUUGAGAAAAUUAUUUCUUUAUGAAAUAAAUAAUAUUCAAAACGA